Thecamonas trahens ATCC 50062 is the source of this 728-nucleotide messenger RNA. RefSeq names its product R-SNARE protein. The transcript is spliced from 2 exons. Gene Ontology annotation, biological process: vesicle-mediated transport. Lineage: Eukaryota; Apusomonadida; Apusomonadidae. The coding region runs from base 48 to 713 and encodes 221 amino acids. Gene Ontology annotation, cellular component: membrane. The record is from RefSeq and is a predicted model, not a curated record.
UCUCGCCCUGGCACCGACCUUGUUGAGACGGUUGUGUAGAGCAAAGGAUGAUCAUCUACGCAGUGGUUGCCCGCGGGGCGACCAUCCUCGCUGACCACGCCACGGCGUCCGGCAACUUUACCACCAUUGCCCCUAUGAUUCUGGAGAAGGUGAACCCGUCGCACAACGAGAAGCGCUCGUAUGCCUACAACGAGUAUGUCUUCCACUACAUGGUCGAGGACGGCCUCAUCUUCAUGGCCAUGACCGACAAGGAUACCAAGAAGCGGAUUCCGUUUGCGUUUCUGGCAGACGUCUCGCAGAACUUCCACGCUGAGAUCCCCAACCCGCGGCAGUGGCAGACGGCGCAGGCGUACGAGCUUAAUGAUCGGUUUGGACGGCGGCUUGCGGAGCGGACCGACUUCUUCUCGAACAACCCCAGCGCGGACAAGAUCGGACACUUGCAGGCCCAGAUCGAGGACGUCAAGGGGGUGAUGGUGGAGAACAUCGAAAAGGUGCUCGAGCGCGGCGAGCGAAUCGAGGUCCUUGUCGAUCGGACUGAUCAGCUCAACUCGCAGGCACAAGUCUUCCAGAAGCGGUCGACACAGCUCAAGCGCGCCAUGUGGUGGCAGAACAUGAAGAUGCAGCUCCUUCUCGGCUUUGUCUGCAUCCUCAUCAUCUUCAUUAUCAUCUGGGCCGCCUGCGGCAUCUCCUUCCAGCGGUGCAAGAAGAAGUAGACAUCACGCCCCCCC